This is a messenger RNA of Arabidopsis thaliana (thale cress), 711 nucleotides long. RefSeq lists its product as uncharacterized. The record is from RefSeq and is marked reviewed. The transcript is spliced from 8 exons. Lineage: Eukaryota; Viridiplantae; Streptophyta; Magnoliopsida; Brassicales; Brassicaceae. The coding region runs from base 1 to 711 and encodes 236 amino acids.
AUGAAGCAUUUAAAACCUGAUUUCAAGUAUUCAACCGCUCAACUACAAGUUAUGAUGCCUCUUAAAUCAAUAUUAGAUUUAUUUUGGUGUCCAAGUGGAGUGAAGAUUUCUAGAAACUCUCUGCGUUUUGUGUUGAGUUCUCCUCAUUUUCUCAACUCCAUCCCCUUCAAGUACCUUGACACCUUGGCUACUUCCCAUAAGUCUUCACUGCCUCGUAGUUACUCAAUGUCCUUUAUGUUCCUAGGAAUCACAAGGGUCGUGAUUGAGUUUGGUGGUUGUGGCCGGAAACGCCAUGGUAGCAGUGAUGCAUUUAAUGCUGAUGAGCGAAUUUUUCAAAGAAGCAAAACAGAGAGAAGUAAGAACAGAGUGGUUCUGCUGUUCUGGACAUGGAACCAUAAAAGUUUUCUAGUUGUCAGUGCUCCAUCAUCUGCAGGAGAAAAUGGCUUGUGUGAAAAACUAAGAAAUCGUCUUGUCAUUACCAGUAUAGUCAUGGUCGAUCCCAUGUUCAUUAUAAAACAGAGUUUCAAGGCAGAUCUUAACUGUUCAGGGUCAGCAGUGAAAGGUGUCGUCCCCAUCAGACCAUACGAUAGCUGGAUGAUACUUCAUGGUUUGGAAGUGGACCAGACAAUGUCUCCUGUAGAAAGUUUAAAAGCUCUUUCCUUCACCCGAAGGAUUGUUCCUUAUGCUGGUUACAUCUUUGGCCGAAGUUAG